GAGACCAUUUCCGGGCCACUAAUCCCGCCCAUUUCAUACUUUAUUCGGGUUCCAUCAGCCCGCUGUUUCUGUCGUGUGUGUGCUCUGGCUGAUGAGGUGUCCUGAUAGAUCCGCUGACCGGUGCUCGCUAGCUAGCCGCUAGACUGCAGGGGACCACCAUCAGAGGGACACCAUGGCCAUUAAAUUCUUAGAGGUGAUAAAGCCCUUCUGUGCGGUUUUACCUGAGAUCCAGAAACCAGAGAGGAGGAUUCAGUUCAGAGAAAAAGUGUUAUGGACUGCAAUCACCCUGUUCAUCUUUCUGGUGUGCUGCCAGAUUCCCCUCUUUGGAAUCAUGUCCUCAGACUCAGCAGAUCCUUUUUACUGGAUGAGAGUGAUCCUGGCAUCCAACAGAGGUACUCUGAUGGAGUUGGGUAUCUCUCCCAUUGUGACAUCUGGCCUGAUCAUGCAGCUGCUGGCUGGAGCUAAAAUCAUUGAGGUUGGAGACACACCUAAAGAUAGAGCACUCUUCAACGGAGCUCAGAAACUCUUUGGCAUGAUCAUCACCAUUGGCCAAUCUAUCGUGUAUGUGAUGACUGGCAUGUAUGGAGACCCUUCAGAAAUGGGUGCUGGAAUCUGCCUCCUCAUCAUCAUCCAGUUGUUUGUGUCCGGUCUGAUCGUGUUACUGCUGGAUGAGUUGCUGCAGAAGGGUUACGGUUUGGGCUCUGGUAUUUCUCUCUUCAUCGCCACCAACAUCUGUGAAACAAUAGUAUGGAAGGCGUUCAGCCCAACCACAGUCAACACGGGAAGAGGUACAGAGUUUGAAGGAGCCAUUAUUGCUCUUUUCCACCUGUUGGCCACUCGUACUGAUAAAGUGCGAGCACUGAGAGAGGCCUUUUACAGACAGAACCUGCCCAACCUCAUGAACCUCAUUGCUACAGUCUUCGUCUUUGCAGUGGUCAUAUACUUUCAGGGCUUCAGAGUUGACCUCCCUAUCAAAUCUGCUCGUUACCGUGGCCAGUAUAACACAUAUCCCAUCAAACUGUUCUACACCUCCAACAUUCCCAUCAUCCUGCAGUCUGCAUUAGUGUCCAACUUAUACGUCAUCUCUCAAAUGCUCUCCACUCGCUUCAGUGGGAACUUCUUGGUCAACCUGCUGGGUACUUGGUCGUCAAAUGAACGCAAAGCAUAA
This is a messenger RNA of Sinocyclocheilus grahami, 1168 nucleotides long. Its product is annotated as protein transport protein Sec61 subunit alpha-like 1. Gene Ontology annotation, biological process: protein transport. Gene Ontology annotation, cellular component: membrane. Lineage: Eukaryota; Metazoa; Chordata; Actinopteri; Cypriniformes; Cyprinidae. The coding region runs from base 173 to 1168 and encodes 331 amino acids. The record is from RefSeq and is a predicted model, not a curated record. The transcript has 10 exons.